AUGGAAACGCUAGUUACCAAGGGACAGGCUCGGAAGAUUCAUCCCGAUAAGGUCAACGAAGGGGGUUGGUAUUUACCACAUCAUCCCGUCCUGCAUCCCCAGAAACCAGACAAAGUCCGUGUGGUUUUCGACUGCUCAGCGACGUAUAGAGGCUGCUCAUUGAACGACAAGCUGUUACAGGGGCUGGACCUCACGAACACCUUAAUCGGCAUAAUGAUGCGAUUCAGAUUAGAAGAAGUUGCUUUCAUGGCAGAUAUAGAGGCCAUGUUCUACCAAGUUAGAGUUUCCGACAAAGAUUCACAAAAAACAGCUGAUGACAACAGUGGGUUUGACGAUGCUGUUACAAAUACAGUGAGACGAAAUUUCUAUGUGGAUGACUGUUUAAAGUCAGUUGCAACGGAAAACGAAGCAGUUCAUCUUUCACAGCAAUUAAGGGAUCUUCUAAAGACUGGAGGAUUCCGACUAACCAAAUGGGUGUGUAACUCAAAGGAAGUCCUAGACAAGUUGCCAGAGUCUGAGAAUGCACCGAGUGUUAUGAACCUGGGAGAUGAUGUCCAAGAGCGAGUUCUUGGCAUUCGAUGGUACGUCAACGAUGACAACUUAGGUUUCAACGUUGCACCAAAACUUCGACCACUAACUCGACGAGGCAUACUCUGUGUAGUCAGCUCAGUGUAUGACUCAAUGGGGUUUGCUUCACCAUGUGUCCUUCCAGCCAAACAGAUUUUACAGGAUCUGUUCCGUCAGGGAAUUGGGUGGGAUAAUGAUAUACCAGAAAACAUCCGAUCAAGAUGGAACAAGUGGGUGGCUGAAAUCACACUGCUAAAAGUUAUGAAGAUAUCGAGAUGCUAUAAGCCAUCACAAUUCAAAGCCGUAGAAAGUGAGUUACACCACUUUUCUGAUGCAUUAACUGUAGGAUAUGGAGAUGUAUCAUAUCUCGUCCAAGGAGACUCUGUUGGCAAUGUAUGCUCAUCACUAAUCAUCGCAAAGUCCAAUCUUGCGCCAAUUAAAUCAACAACCAUUCCUAGGUUGUAG
Messenger RNA from Anneissia japonica, 1032 nucleotides. RefSeq lists its product as uncharacterized. The record is from RefSeq and is a predicted model, not a curated record. NCBI's taxonomy places the organism in Eukaryota, Metazoa, Echinodermata, Crinoidea, Comatulida, Comatulidae. The transcript is spliced from 2 exons. The coding region runs from base 1 to 1032 and encodes 343 amino acids.